UAACAGGAAGCAUGGGAUAUGUUGUUUUAUGGUCGUGAACGAUCCAACCAUACUAACCAAGCAAACAUGCUGCUGCAAAGAAAGCUUAAUUGUUUAGUUUUCAGCUAAUUUGAGUUUACAUUGGUGUCGUAACGAGAUGCUGUUCGUUCACCGUGUAAUUAACCCAACGGUUAUCUUUUUUGCCGUUUAAACAUGUGCUAAUAUGGAAGCAUGCUAACUAGCCGUAGCUAUCUUCUGUAGUCAACCAUGUUAUCUGAAUUACUGCAAGGUAUUGAGACUGGAGGGAUUCUUAUAAUACGAGACUCCUGUAGUUACUCAGGACGAGAUCUUCUGAAGAGCUUCAUCAUCGCUGCCUUAAACAGGGAGGAGGUUGUACAUGUCCUAUGUUUUGAUGUGAGUGAAGAGGAGCUGAGAGAUAGACUGAAACCAUUAGACACUCAGAGGUUGCAUAUUCACAAUGCUUAUUCGGACCCUCUCGGGUGGACUGGUCACCCAGCUUUCACAGUUCAGCAGUUCAGUUUGGAGGAUCUUACAGGCUUGAUCAAACAAACAUCACAGCCAAAGGCAGCUCUGCUGGUCAUCGACUCUCUGUCAUGGAUAUUGAGGCAUAUGACUCCGCCUACUGUCUGCAGGACACUUCAGCAACUCCGAAAAGGGGGAGCUGUGAGAGCUGUUAUUGGCCUUCUCCAUACGGAUAUGCAUCAGAGGGGCACCGUGGGAAGCGUCUGUCACUUGGCAACGUCUCUCAUCUCUGUGGCACCUGGAGUGAAGGGAAACGAAGCAGUGGCAAAAAUAACAAAGCGCUCUAAAUCAGGAAAGGUUUUGCAAGAUGAGGAGAUAUUCUGCAUCACAGAGGAUCUCACAGUCACCAUUCUGAGCAAGCCCAGCCACCCUGAACCUAAACAGAAUAACACAGAGGAAGAGCAGGCGGACCCAACAGCUAACUUGACCUUCAACCUACGACUGUCUGAUUCAGAGUUAGAGGCCAAGCAGAAACUCGCGCUUCCUUUCGUCUUCAGCAAAGAGAAGAAAACGGCUCUGCUCCAUCCAGGUCCAGGUACUGGACGAAUUCUGUAUGAGCCUGAUGCCAAUGAUGACUAUGACCAGGAAGACCCUGAUGAUGAUCUUGAUGUCUAGGCUUAAGGCAUGAUGAACUGUGUUAGCAACACUGAAGUUCUUUGCUUUUUUUCCUCUUUGCAGCUGAAAUAGCGCCGCUGUUUGAAAUUGUUUUCUUUAUGUUGUCUUAUUGAGCUUUAAAGAUGCUAAACCACAUUGCCUGUGAUUUUCUACAAGCCCUAUCUUCAUUCUUUAUAAAAAUGUAAAGGUUUUUCUUCAUUUUACACUUGAUUUUUUGUUACGUUUAGUUUACCAGGUCAAUAAACAACUGAUGCUAACUUUU
This is a messenger RNA of Girardinichthys multiradiatus, 1399 nucleotides long. It is a transcript of the gene elp5, whose product is annotated as elongator acetyltransferase complex subunit 5. Gene Ontology annotation, cellular component: elongator holoenzyme complex; nucleus; cytosol. Gene Ontology annotation, molecular function: tRNA binding. Gene Ontology annotation, biological process: tRNA wobble uridine modification. The coding region runs from base 247 to 1137 and encodes 296 amino acids. NCBI's taxonomy places the organism in Eukaryota, Metazoa, Chordata, Actinopteri, Cyprinodontiformes, Goodeidae. The transcript has 8 exons. The record is from RefSeq and is a predicted model, not a curated record.